GGACAUUACAAACAACAAACUUCAUAUCCUGCAGAAUACUGUGCUUUGGAGAGACUACAAGGAACAAUCAAACUUAAAUCUACACUUGUACAGGGAUACUACAGCCAUGCAUAAUAAUAAUAACUAAAUACAAGAAGUCCAGGCUAAAGACUGAGAAUGUGACCCAAAUGUUAAUUAAAUAAGAUAAUAAACUUAUCAAAAUAAGUAUGAUGGUGAGAGAAACAAAUAUAAUAAUGGAUUUUGAAUGUAACAUAUUCCUCAUGGGGUUGGGGACUCUUAAGAAAGCAGGUCCCAUUUCUGAAGUUAAGAAAACACACAGCACAUAAUUGACAUUAUGACUAAGCAUUAAAAUAUAUUAACCACACCUUCUUUACAUUCCCUCUUGGAAAUUCAUUGCCACAGAGAACAAUAGUGGCUAUUUAAACAUGAUGUAACACUCACCUGAUAUUUGGAAAGCUCACUGUCCUAACAAGAGAAAUGAAUGUUUUAUUAAUUGUUACAGUACUUUGCAUUGGCAGGCUUUGUCCUGCUUUGUGUGGAGUUAAUUUAGGCAUCUGCAUCCUGCAAGGUGACCCUCAGCCACCUGCCCUCUUCAAGGAUGGAGACUUUGUUAUUGGAGGGGUUUUCUCUAUUCAUGACUAUCUGAGGACAGAGAAGCACACCUAUACUAGACGGCCACAACCACUAGAGUGCAGUGGGAGCGUGGGUUUCAGAGAGAUGCGCUUUGUUCGUGUCUUUGAGUUCGCCAUUGAGGAGAUCAACAACAGCUCUGAUCUCUUACCGGGCGUAACUUUAGGGUAUCAUAUAUAUGACUCUUGUGCUUCUGUGCCAAUGGCAAUCAAAGUAGCCUUUCAGCUCGUCAAUGGACUAGAUCUCAUAUUUAACGACACUGAUUCCUGUGCAAAAUCUGCAGCUGUUACAGCAGUAGUCGCAGAAUCUGGCUCCACGCCGUCUAUAAGCAUUUCAAGACUUCUCGGUCCAUUUGGAAUUCCACAGGUAAGUCAUUAUGCAACAUGCGCAUGUCUCAGUGACAAGCGGCAGUAUCCUACUUUCUUCAGGACCAUUCCCAGCGAUCACCAUCAAGCAGCCGCACUGGCACGGAUGGUCAAACACUUCGGAUGGAUGUGGAUCGGGGCUGUGCGCAGUGAUUCAGACUAUGGGAACAAUGGCAUGGCAUCAUUCCUGAAGGCUGCGGAGGAGGAGGGAAUCUGUGUGGAGUAUUCUGAGGCCUAUUACAGGACCCAGCCGCGCAGUAAACUGAAAAGAGUCGCUGAUGUCAUUCGCAGAUCAACGGCUCGUGUAAUAGUUGCCUUCUUGGCCUCAGGUGACAUGAGAAUCCUCUUAGAAGAGCUGAGUCAGCAGCCUCCCCCUCCGAUGCAGUGGAUUGGCAGUGAGGCAUGGGUUACAGACCCAGAAAUGCUGCGGUUUAAUUUGUGUAUUGGUGCUGUGGGCUUUGGAAUCCCACGGUCUGUUAUCCCGGGUUUUCGUAACUUUCUACUUGACCUCUCUCCAGAACAGGCACUGAAAUUUCCCCUGCUGACAGAAUUCUGGGCAAGCUCAUUUAGCUGUAGUCUAAAACAGCAUACAGGUUCUUAUACUGGAAUGCCUGCAUGUAAUGGCACAGAGGCUCUGCAUGCUUUACAGAACCCGUACACAGACACGUCCCAGUUACGGAUCACUAACAUGGUGUACAAAGCCACAUAUGCUAUAGCUCAUGCCCUUCAUGGCAUUGUAUGUAAGGAAAAGCACUGUGACAAAAACAUAAAAGCUGAACCCCGGCAGGUUUUUGAACAGAUCAAGCGAGUGAACUUCACUAAAAAUAAUUAUUCUGUUUCAUUUGAUAUCAAUGGAGACCCUGUGGCCACCUAUGAACUUGUGAACUGGCAGCUUCAAGGAGACGGUUCAAUUGAUUUUGUGACAGUGGGUCAAUAUGAUGCAUCCCAGCCUAAAGGCCAAGAAUUCAGUUUGAGCAGAGCUAUCAUUUGGAAUGAUGGCAAGAAAAUAGUGCCUGUGUCUGUAUGCAGUAAGAGUUGCCCUCCAGGUACUAGGAAGGCUGUGCAAAAAGGAAAACCUGUCUGCUGUUAUGACUGCAUUAACUGUGCAGAAGGAGAAAUCAGCAAUGAGACAGAUUCUGUAGAUUGUUAUCCAUGCCCUCCUGAUUCCUGGCCCAACAAAGAGAAUGACAAGUGUCUUCUUAAACCAGUGGAGUUUCUCUCUUGGGAUGAGAUCCUUGGUAUCAUCCUCACAGUUUUUUCUAUAGCCGGAGCUUUAGUGGCUUUGAGCAUGGCUUUAGUGUUCUACAAAAACAAGGCAUCUCCGAUAGUAAAAGCCAACAACUCAGAACUGAGCUUUCUGCUGCUCUUCUCAUUGACACUGUGUUUCCUCUGUUCACUUACUUUCAUUGGUCGGCCCACUGAGUUGUCCUGUAUGUUGCGUCACACAGCGUUCGGGAUCAUUUUUGUCCUCUGUAUCUCCUGUGUUCUGUUGAAAACAAUAGUGGUGUUAAUGGCCUUCAAGGCUACACUUCCAGGAACUAAUGUUAUGAAAUGGUUCGGGCCUCAUCAACAGAGACUCAGUGUUUUUGGUUUCACUCUUGUACAGAUCCUUAUUUGUGUGCUUUGGUUAACAAUAUCCCCACCUUUUCCUUACAACAAUAUGCAACACUACAAAGAAAAGAUCAUUUUAGAGUGCAAUUUAGGUUCAGCUAUUGGUUUCUGGGCUGUACUGGGUUAUAUUGGCCUCCUAGCUUUCCUUUGCUUUAUUUUAGCUUUUCUUGCCCGAAAACUGCCUGAUAAUUUCAAUGAAGCUAAAUUUAUCACAUUCAGUAUGAUCAUAUUCUGUGCUGUAUGGAUCACAUUUGUUCCAGCUUAUGUCAGCUCUCCAGGGAAAUUUACUGUAGCUGUGGAGAUAUUUGCAAUUUUAGCUUCAAGCUUUGGUCUGAUUCUCUGUAUUUUUGCUCCUAAGUGCUUCAUUAUAAUUUUUAGACCAGAGCAGAAUACCAAAAAACAUUUAAUGAGUAAAGUACCAUCAAAAGCCCUCUGAGACACACAAAACUCUCGUGCCAACUGUUUAAUAUAAAAUAUGAUACAUUAUGUGAUUUUAAUGUGUCAGCUUUCUCAUCAACUGAAAUAACUGUUUUACAUUUUUGUGCUAUACUGUACGAUUGUUUCAAAAACAGUUUUGAACAGAAAAAUCAAAAUGGAAUUCAAGAUAAAUGUGCAAUAAAUAUAGUUUUACAAUUGCAUGUUGUUCUAACAGAUGUAUAAUCUUAUGUACUUCAGUAUGUUUCUUAGUCACAAUACUGUAUAGGCAACUGAUAUACAAAUAAAACAU
Megalobrama amblycephala (Wuchang bream) is the source of this 3333-nucleotide messenger RNA. RefSeq names its product extracellular calcium-sensing receptor-like. The record is from RefSeq and is a predicted model, not a curated record. Gene Ontology annotation, molecular function: G protein-coupled receptor activity. Gene Ontology annotation, biological process: G protein-coupled receptor signaling pathway. Lineage: Eukaryota; Metazoa; Chordata; Actinopteri; Cypriniformes; Xenocyprididae. The coding region runs from base 478 to 3042 and encodes 854 amino acids. Gene Ontology annotation, cellular component: membrane. The transcript has 6 exons.